Molecule: messenger RNA, 939 nt
Organism: Tinamus guttatus (white-throated tinamou)
Lineage: Eukaryota; Metazoa; Chordata; Aves; Tinamiformes; Tinamidae
Source: RefSeq, a predicted model, not a curated record
GCAUUAACUCUCCACAAGCUUUAAAGAAAAUUCUUUCAUUAUCCGAAGAAGGAAGCUUGGACCGUCACAAGAAACAAUCUGACGACACGAUAUCCAGUGCAUCUUCCCAGCUGUCUUCUCCUCCCACUUCCCCACAGAGUUCUCCAAGGAAAGGCUAUACCCUGGCUCCCAGCGGCACGGUGGAUAACUUUUCCGACUCUGGCCACAGUGAGAUUUCUUCCAGAUCCAGUAUUGUCAGCAAUUCCUCGUUUGACUCCAUGCCAGUCUCCCUGCAUGACGAGAGGAGGCAGAGACACUCUGUCAGCAUCGUGGAGACCAAUCUUGGCGUGGGGAGGAUUGACAGAAGAAUCAUGAUUGAACCAGAUCAAUACAGCUUAGGCUCGUACGCGCCGCUGUCGGAGAGCAGAGGCCUCUACGCCGGAGCCACGGUGCUCUCGUCGCCGAGCACGGAGGAGCUCUCGCAGGACCAGGGGGACAGAGCCUCCCUGGACGCCGCCGACAGCGGCCGCGGCAGCUGGACUUCUUGCUCGAGCGGCUCCCACGACAACAUCCAGACCAUCCAGCACCAGAGGAGCUGGGAGACGCUGCCCUUUGGACACGGCCAUUUCGAUAGCGCGGGCGACGGGGCCGCCCUGUGGGCCCCGGGCAGCCACGUGGAGCAGCUCAUGUUCCCCGAGCACGGCACAAAGUAUGGCAGGCCGAGCCAAGGUAGGGAGGGCCUCGAUCAAGCACAGUCCAGAGCGAGCUGGGCAUCCUCCACAGGCUACUGGGGAGAGGACUCGGAAGGUGACACAGGCACCAUAAAGCGGAGGGGUGGGAAGGAUGUUGCAAUGGAAGCUGAAACCGGUAGUUUAACAUCCGUAACCGCGGAGGAGUCCAGAGCAGCUCCCGUGCCCGCUCACGGAGCGGUGUCGUCGAGUAGCGCAAAGGGCCUGGCGG